AUGGCAAUCCCGCAGGACUUCAUCUACCAGCGCUACGAGGAAGAGUCCACCUACACUAUACUCACGAGCGACUUGACCUUCACGGCGGAUUUGAUUGAUCCCAAGAAGAACUGUGUGAUCUAUGCCGAUAUCCUGACUUUGGACUCCGGCAAAGGGAGCCUAGUCUUUCCUGGCCACAAUGUCACUAUCUGCUGUCGGUCCUUGAACCCAAAUGGCACAACCAUCAGCACCCAGCCCCCAGACCCUCAGAACCCGGCGCCGUCGCCCAAGCCGAGAACCAGCGAUGAUCCAGCCGUGAACAAGGGCAACCCGAAUGGGCAGGAUGGAGACCCGAUAGGAGAAGAAGAUUUCGGCCGCCCAGGAGGCAAUAUCACCAUUGUCGCCGGUAGCAUCAAUCAUCCCUUGACCCUGAACAGCACGGGAGGAAAAGGCCGCGAUGGCCAGCAGGGCGGGGAUGCCGGAAAAGGAGCCAAUGGCGGCGACGGCAAGGACGAUGAGCCACAAAGCGCUGGACAUUUCCCGACCCCGAGUGGGAAGGAUCCGGGGAGUCCCGGUGGGAGUGGCGGAGCUGGGGGAAAUGGGGGCAACGGCGGGAGACCCGGAUAUGGAGGCAACGCAGGCACUAUCUCCGUCUUUACUGUCACUGACCCUCCGAACGUCUCUGCAACGGCGAUUGGAGGCAAGGCGGGCGAGCCGGGAAAACCAGGCUCUGGGGCGAGUGGAGGAAAAGGGGGGCAUGGGGGGAGACAGGGUCACUGGAGGACAGAUCAUCAUGGACACGGGGCCACCACCAAGGUGUGGGUGUAUGACGGGCAAUAUUCCGACGGGGCUGACGGAGCGCACGGCCACGAUGGCCAGGUUGUCCCCGGCCAGGAUGGGACAAAGGCUACUGUGACGAUCCAGUCAAUCGACAAUAUCUCGGCGACGGCUGCGGCCGAUAGUAUGCUGUUCGCUCACCUCCAGCUCAUGAUGCAGGUAGUCAAGGUCCACUACCUCGAUCGGGACUUCCAGCGGGCUAAGAAUGUCCUGGCCUGGAUCUACGGGCUCACGGCUGACCGUGAGAAAGCUGACAAUGCUCCGAAGUGGGACGGCUUGCACCGUCAAGCGGGGACAUAUCUAUCGCGACUGGCCCGAGGGCUCGACUUCUUCGGCAAUGCAGCCAACUUCGUUCCUCUCGCAUCCUUUGGUCUGUAUUGUUCGACUGUCACCCCCAUGCUGACGCUCGGAGGAGCGGUGCAAACCGUGUUUGACACGUACACGCAGUACUUGAAAGAUCAAACAACGGGGUACAAUGAUUUCACCAGGGUCUAUAACACAGGGAGUCAGGCCAUCCAAACAUACAAAGAUGCCAUUGCGGCCACCAUCGACCAGCGAAAGAAGCUGUGGGAGGAGUGCCUCCAGUUGGAUUCGCAAGUUGUCGUCGCCCAGAACAAGAUGCUGAACGCCGAGAAGUCAUUCAAGGAGGCGGUCGAGGCUAAAGAGGCAUGUAUGAAGUUCGAGGGAAUUGUAAGCAUGAUUGGCUCACUGGCAGCGUUUCCUGCAGAAGUCAGCGAUGUGGCGAAGAAGGUCAAUGAAGCGACUUUCUCGGGGGCGGGCAUCAAAUUUGCAGGCACGUUACCUUCAAGUUUCUUGAGUCUCUGCAAGACUAUAAAUGUCCUCAAAAGUGAUUUCUCGGAUGCGGCCGCGCAAUGGGACAAGACCCAGGCGACUCUAGAGGCCGAUGGACCGGAUUCCGCCAAGCUGGCCGCCGAUGCUGCCGCAGUUGACGAUGACCUCGCGCCGUAUAUGAGUAUGCCCGCGGCCCAGGCGUACAGAGCAGCUAUACGAACCUACGUGAAUCUUUGCAAUGCGCGGAACACCAAGGUCAUCCAGUGCUCCAAGCUUGAUGAGGACGUGCUGCAGUUGAAUGCCCAGAUCACCCAGACGCAGGCACAGAUGGACGAGCUGCAAAGCGAGGAAAGCGGCAAGCUCGAUCCGACCCUCGCGCCCUACCGGACCUUUCUCCUGGGCCUGUAUAAUAACUACAAAGACAGCGUCAUGGACAAGUUAUUCUACGAAACCAUGGCCUACCGAUACCGCACGUUGAAGGACUUCAAUGAACUCCUUCAGAGCGGGAACACCCUGGCCGAACUGAGUGUAAUGCAAGGCCGGAUUCUCCAGGCAGUAAUCGACUAUGAGAAUGCAGUGAAUGCCAUCGAGCAGCCCUUUGACCGUCUCGUCACUCAUCCCAUGCACAGCGCAACCAACGACUCGGCUGCGGCAUUUCGACAAGGCGGAAAUCUCGUGUUCUGCAUUCCUCUCGACGAGGCUGCCUUCCAGGGGCUGGCACAUAUCCAGCUGACGAGAUUCACUGUCUCCCUCCCCGGGGUGCAGUUCACUUCUGACAACAGGAAAGUUUACGUGAGCUUAAAAUGCCAUGGGGACUCCACCGUGGUGGAUUCCAAUUCCGGCGCGGUCUCGCGAUUCACGCACAACGCCGUCGUCGCGACGUACGAGUAUGAAAUAAUCAUUGACAAGAACGGCAGGGCAGAGGAACGCUACCUCGCGGGGGGCGCGUUGGUCGAUUCUGGGGACGGACAGGAUCAGAAGUCGAUAGCUCUGAGUCCAUUCUGCACUUGGACUAUGAACCUCCCGGCAAAAUUAAAUGCUGGUGUGGAUGUCUCCCAGGUAAACGAUGUGAUACUCUCUUUUGGUGGUAAAGGGCUGCCUAUGCUGUCAAGGUAA
This is a messenger RNA of Aspergillus thermomutatus, 2724 nucleotides long. RefSeq lists its product as uncharacterized. The transcript has a single exon. Lineage: Eukaryota; Fungi; Ascomycota; Eurotiomycetes; Eurotiales; Aspergillaceae. The record is from RefSeq and is a predicted model, not a curated record. The coding region runs from base 1 to 2724 and encodes 907 amino acids.